Messenger RNA from Pediculus humanus corporis (human body louse), 3672 nucleotides. Its product is annotated as cordon-bleu, putative. The coding region runs from base 1 to 3672 and encodes 1223 amino acids. Gene Ontology annotation, molecular function: actin monomer binding. Lineage: Eukaryota; Metazoa; Arthropoda; Insecta; Psocodea; Pediculidae. The record is from RefSeq and is a predicted model, not a curated record. The transcript has 10 exons. Gene Ontology annotation, biological process: signal transduction.
AUGUCUUUGCCAGUAACGGAAGACACUCCGCCAGACAUGUUAGCAGGAUCCAUGGAUUUAAAUGUUGUUUUGCCAAAAGGUCAAACGGUCAAAAUGAGCGUUCAAAGAGGAACGCCCAUGAUGGAUCUUUUGGUUCAAGUGACAACUGCUCAUUGUCUAUCGCCCGGAGAUUAUUCGUUACAAGCCAUGGGAGACAAGGGAGUUUUACCGUUCAAACCGAACACUCCGAUCGGAGCGUUGGACACGUUCACGGUUAAAAUAGUCGAGAAAAAAUCACAAAAUCGCGGAAGAGCUCCUCAGGUUCCUCAAAAUUUUCUCAACACUUUUCGUUUGCAAGUUCACUUGCCGAGGAGUCAGUUGUUUGUUCUAAGGGUAACACCCGACGUUACUCUCUCGGAAAUAAUGACUCACAUAUGCACGGAAAAAAAUUUAAAUUUGGAUAAAUACGAAUUUAGGAAUCCAGCAAAACUGGAUGAAGUUUUGGAAUUGGAUAAAGCAUUGGGAGAUUAUAAAUUACAAGAAUUAUCGCUUAUGAGCAAGGGAAAUAGAACGGUUACGAAUUUUAUGUCUUCUGCUGACGUCAUCAAAUUGAAAUCUUCGAAACACAGGCAAAACGUAUGUGUCGUUUGCGAUUCGAGUUUGAGCAGCGGUAGUUUCGGAUCGAGAUCAGGUUCACCCGUGCCUGUGAACAAAGUUACGAUGGCACCGCAACCGCCGAUAAGAAAAAAAAGAAGGCCCGCUCCGAAACCGCCUCGUUACGCCGAAAAAGAGGAAAUGAAUACCGGUUCUGUGCUAAUAUCUCAUUCGAGAGAGAGUUCAGACAGUUCGGGUUACCACGAGGCUUCGGUUCUUUCGGAAAGUCCGACUCACGGCGGUCCAGAUUCAAGGAUGGAGGAGGGUGAAAGUCCUCCCGACACUCUACCGAGAAGAAGCAAAUUACCAUCGAGUCAAAGUUUCACAAAUUUAACGACGAUACAACCCGCGCCAAAGGGUAGGCUCAUAAACAGCGUGUCGAACACAUCAUUGAAUUCAAACGGUUACAGUCGUAAAAAACGAGCGCCUCCUCCGCCACCGCCGCCGCAACAACAACAACAACAAACAACGAACGUUGAAAAAAUAAAGUCAUCAACUUUACCCAUUACAAUGAGCGAAGAGUGGAGAAAGAGUUCCUCCGGUGCCAAAGUUGAUGAGGACUCUAACGCCAAAGUACAAAAUCCCAUAGAAAUCACGUCACGAGUAGUUAACGAAACCAAAGCUAAUAGAAAAGAAGAAGAAGAGGAUGUGCCUUCAACCGUAGACGGAUACGAAGAAAAUGGAGGAACGAAUGAAAAUUUAGAUCAAUCGGCGGAUCACGAUUCAAUCAAUUGGGAAUAUCAACUUCCUCCGCCGCCGACGGAUUUCCGAGAUUCGAAUUCGCCUAAUUGCACGGAAUUCGGUACGAUAACCAUAAGGCCGGAAGUUUUCGAAGAAGGAAUGAAUCGUUACGACGGAAAUGAAAACGUCGGAGUCAAAAAGUCUGAUGCGGUAGACGUAGCGAAGGGAAAAAACGCUUUUAGUAGUAGUAGUAGUCAAAUGAUGAAAGAGUCGACGAUGAGAGAAGAGUUGUUCGAAUCGUCGGAUAGAGACCGGAAAUUGUCGCAAAACAAAUCGGAAGUCAUGAACGAACUAACGAAUAUUUUAAACGGAAAUAGAAAACAAAAGGAGAGAUCACUUUCCGUCAACAACUUGUACAUAACGGAACCCCCGGAAUCCGGGGAAUCGAAGAGAGAUAGGAAACCAUUGAAUUACAGCAGGAAUAAUAAAAACUUGGAGAAAAGUUGCAGUUUGGAAUGCAUACAAAACAGUCAUCAAAUGGAUAACAGGAGGUACAUCGAGAAAAGCGAAGAGAUUUUUCGAAAGCCCAUAGCUCCAGUGCAAAAAAAGAAAAUGGCGAGGAGGUCGGCAUCGUCGCUCGGGGUCAACACGUUGAUGACGUCCAAACGACCAAACACUAUCGAAUACGGACACAACGCGGAUGCCUGGUCGGAAGAUCCGAGCAUAAACGUUCUCAAACAGCAAUUUUUAGAAUUUUUAAAAGAGAAGAAAUUGAUGAAUUCGGAUUUGAAAAUGAAAUCUCUCGACGUCAUAAGAAACAUAUUACCGGAAUUCGCCGGCAACAAAUCGAACGACGAACAAUGUGACGUCACGAAAGAAGAAGGGAGAAAUGAGAAUGCAAAGGGUGGUGCGAACGACGAUCGCGAAAAUACUCGAAGAGAACCGACGAAACCCGAAACCGUCGACGGUGAUUAUUCGAAAGUCAAAAAUGUCAUGAAAACGGAAAAAGACGGGAAUGAUUCCGAGGAUGUCGUUCUCAGAAAGAAUUCCGAAAAAGUAGUCAGGAACAACGAAACGUUCGUCAAGAGAGAAAGUCUAGUUAAAUUACCGACGGAUAAAAAACAAGACUUGUCGAAAAGGUACUCGUAUCAGGGUCCCCCGUCGAUAAAUUUUGCCACGUGGGGAGAAAGACCCAAAACGACGACGAGAAUAAUAAUAAAAGAUGAAGAUUACGUCACGCAGGAAAACAUAAAUAAAAACAAAAUGGAGGAAAAAACGACGGUGAGUACGAUAACUGGGGCGGGACAGGGAACGGUAACGGUAACGGGUACGACGACGGGGAAGCAGACGAAUAAUAAUAAAAACAACGACGAAACCGGAAACAAACCCAAAGAGGUUAGUAAAAAAACUCAAAUCGUUAUAAAGAAACCUGGGGUUUUAUCACAUUACGAAAUGUUUUCGGCUCUUCCAAAGAAAAAAGAAAUCAAUUCCCUCAAAUUGAUUUUCAUGGAGGAGGAAGAAAAGAAAAAAUUAAACCAAAGCGAGUCAAAAGAACUCAUAAACAACAGGGUGGCACCAGUCGUUUGCGGAAUGGAACUCAAAAAAGAAUUCAAAGAAGUCGGAGUCGGAGUCGGAAAUAAAUUUUCGGAAUCCAUUCGACCGAUUCCCCCGUCGUUACAAUCCCAACCCGCGUCACUUCCGGUCGCGUCGGAUAUGCCGACUCAAUCGAAACACUCGGUUUCCGUGUACAUAAACGGUCACAACAACAACGGUCAAACGGAUGCCGCCGUCGAAAAAACAAAAUCGGAAACGAAUUUUUUAAAACAGAAAAAUUCGGGAAAUUACAUGAUUCCGAAGAGGAAUCCCACGCUCAUGCCCGUCGUGAAAGGAUUCAGGCCGUUGAACGAAACGACGACGACAACGUCGCAGACGACGUUGCAGACGACAACAACAACUACAACCACGUCAAUCGUCAAUUCGUUCAACAACAACAAAGUAAAUAUAAACAUCGAAAGAAAAAAUUAUUGCAAAGAAAUUUCGAAUGACGUCACGCCGUCGGCGAUGACGUCGUCGACGCUGCAAAGGCGAUCGAAUAAUUUGAAAAAUCAAAUUAACGGAAACGUCGUGCCACUACCUCCUCCUUCUCCCUAUUCGACGUCAUCGACGACGUCGACAACAGCGACGCCUAUAAUAAACAAAAUCAAAUUGAAAUCGACGUCGACGACGUCAUCGUUCGUAACGGUUAAAUCAUCCGUAUCGAUUAAUCGAGACGAUUCGAGAAGUCGAUUGUUGGAUGAAAUUCGUAAUUUCGGAGGUUUUGCAAAGGAAAACAAGUUAAAACCGUUAAAUUACGUUUAG